Protopolystoma xenopodis is the source of this 363-nucleotide messenger RNA. The record is from the annotation of a GenBank genome assembly. NCBI's taxonomy places the organism in Eukaryota, Metazoa, Platyhelminthes, Monogenea, Polystomatidea, Polystomatidae.
AUGAAUACUGAUAUGGAGGCCGAUGGAUUACACGAUUUUGUAGCGAAUGCGGAGGAUGAGCUGGGAUUCUCCAAAGGAUCGUUACUUAAGGCGUUUCUGCCUCUAGGCAUAAUUAUCCUGAGUGUUGAAGAUGAUCCGAAUUGGUACAUGGCGGAGCAGGAAGGCCGGACGGGUUUGGUCCCAUGUAAUUACCUAUCCUUACGACCUCAUUCUUGGUAUGUGCGCAAUUGUAGCAGAAUGGAAGCAGAAGAACGUCUUCUUGAGAUUGAUCCAGGUACAGGCCAACAUCUCCAGAAAAAUGGCGCCAUGUUGCUAAGACAAAGUGAAGCUGGUGGAAAAGGAUACAGUCUUUCUGUGAAGUGA